Molecule: messenger RNA, 2954 nt
Organism: Drosophila ficusphila
Lineage: Eukaryota; Metazoa; Arthropoda; Insecta; Diptera; Drosophilidae
Gene: Oatp33Ea
Product: solute carrier organic anion transporter family member 74D
Exons: 8
Coding region: 377-2623 (748 amino acids)
Biological process (GO): sodium-independent organic anion transport; transmembrane transport
Cellular component (GO): membrane
Molecular function (GO): protein binding
Source: RefSeq, a predicted model, not a curated record
AUUCCGUUUCUCAGUUUUACUCGCGCCACGAUUCGGUUCGGAUCGGCCAUCACUAUCUCCGCCCACUCACCUCCGCGCUGCAUCGUCGCCAGUUCCUCGCGAAAGGAGCGCGAACAAGCGGCCAUUUAAUUAAUCGCAUAAGUGCCGAUUAGAUUGCACCGUAAACUAGACGAGCGUGACCACAGUUUUGACCACUAUUGAUAAUAUGCGCACUAUAUAGCCUCCUCUUCACUCGACUCGGAAAACAUAACUUUCAACCAUUUAACUGUCUACCAAGAAGCCGGGUUGGGGAUCUUAUCUCUGGAAAUCGAUGGUUGUUUGAAGUCGACAGAUAAGACAAUAGCAUCCCGCAGUCGCCGGCGUUACGGAACCGAAAAUGGCGGAAGUGAAGCGUCGGGGGUCGAACACCCCACCCGGGCACUACUUGUGCGGCAUGGCCAACUGGCACCCCGCUUGGCUGCAGAAGUACGCCACCACCAACAUGUUCAUGGCCGUCUACGGACUCCUCGGCACCAUCCAGGCCAUGUCCUACAUGUACUUAAUCGUCACGCUCACUACGCUGGAAAAGCGCUUCAAGAUUCCCAGCCAAACAACAGGCAUUAUCCUAAGCGGUAAUGAAAUCUCGCAGAUCAUGUUGUCCCUCAUCCUUUCCUAUAUCGGUGGUCAGCGCAACCGACCCCGAUGGAUCGCCUGGGGUAUCGUCUUCUGUGGACUGUCCUGCUUUAUUCUCAUCCUGCCGCAUUUUAUCUACGGAGCUGGUCACGAAGUCCUUCAGUUCACCAAGGAGUACCAGGAGAGCUUUCUGAAUGGCACUUAUGAUGCGGGACAGCCCUUGUUGAACAUCAGCUCUUCCCAGUCUGAGCGACUUUGUGGAGUGGGCAAAAGCGAGGAUGAUUGCGACGAUCUCUUCUCCUACGUGCCACUGGUGCUCAUCUUCCUCUCGCAACUCGUUUUGGGAGUGGGCAACACAUUGUACUUCUCUUUGGGACAGACCUACCUCGACGACAACGCCAAGAGGACGAACACUCCUUUGAUGCUGGCGGUGGCCAUGGCCCUCCGGAUGAUUGGUCCUGUCGUUGGAUUCUUUUUCGGUUACCUGUCGCUGAACACCUUCAUUGAUCCGAGCAAGACUCCGUUGAUCGACAGCAAGGACCCCCGCUGGCUGGGAGCCUGGUGGCUUGGUUGGGUGAUCCUGGGAACCCUUAUGUGCCUGUUCUCAGGUCUCAUCGGACUGUUCCCCAAGCAGCUGCCCAAGAUCAAUGACCCAGCGAAGACCAACUCCCAUUUGCCUUUGGCCCUUCGUCAGACGAAGGAGGAGCUCAAGCGGGAGGAGAACCUGUCGUUGAGCAGCCGCUUCUCCUCGAAUGCGGCCCUGGAUAAUAUUGGAGCGGCUGCGGGUGCCAAUGUGGAUCUGCCCAAGCUGAAGGACUUCCCGAAGGCCCUCAUGGGUUUGCUGCGCAACAAGUUGCUGAUCUUCAACAUCCUCUCUGGGGUAUUCUACAUCUUGGGAGCCUCCGGCUUCAUGACCUUCCUCACCAAAUACAUGGAAGUGCAGUUCCACAAGGAUCCCCAAAGUGCUACCAUUGUCGUUGGUCCCAUCUCCAUUCUGGGCAUGGUCGUGGGUCUGAUUGGCUCCGGUCUCGUGCUGUCCAAGAAGAAGCCCCACGUGAGCAAGGUGCUCAUGUGGAACGUGCUGGUUGGCGGGGUCUCCGUCUUGGGGCCAAUCUCCUAUGCCUUCCUCUACUGCCCGGACACCUUCUCCAUGGCUCAUGUGGGACAACUAAACCUGACGAGCUCCUGCAACCUGAACUGCUCCUGCGAAGGGAUCAGUUACACGCCCGUUUGCCACGAGCCCACGGCCAUGACCUUCUUCUCGGCCUGCCACGCGGGAUGCCGUGGGUACAACGCCACCUCCAAGUUGUACGAGGACUGCAGUUGUGUGGCCAAUGGAACCGGCUCACCCAGUGCGGUCCAAAAGUUCCUCAAGCUACUGGAACCCACGCCGCAACCGGAACUAGACGACACCACUUACUUCACCGAUUACCUGUCCGAAGUGCCACUGCUCAACGACGAAGGGGACUUCGAGGAGAAGCUGCUGUCCAGGACCAGGAGAUCCACUCCCGAUUCGGUGCUCCGGCCGGGAAUCUGUACGCAGAACUGCAUGUGGAGCUUCUGGGCCUUCUCCAUCACAUCGAUGAUCGUCAGCUGGUUCGGUUCUUCCGGACGCGUGGGCAACAUCCUGGUCAACUAUCGAGCCGUCGCCCGCGAAGAUAAGUCCUUCGCCCAGGGUCUGGCUUUAAUGAUGAUCAGCUUGUUCGCCCUCAUCCCGGGUCCCAUUAUCUUCGGCCGUCUUAUCGACUCCACGUGCUUGGUGUGGACGAAGACCUGCAAUGGCAAUGGCAACUGCCAGUUGUACGACCAAACCCGCUUCCGCUACUCCACCAACUUUUUGUCCUGCAUGCUGACCCUUGUGGGAAUGUUCUUCGACUACCUCGUCUGGUACUACGGAAGGACGCUGGACAUUUAUGGCGACAAGGAGGCCAAGGAAGAGGAGCGUGCCAACAGAAGGGAUAAACCCAUAACUCCACUCCUUGCCAGGAAAUCCGACCAGGAGGAAUACUAAAGAGGAAACCCAUCCGUGAUACUCGAUUAUAAGGAGUAGAUUCGUAUAAUACACACAAGUUCCGAGUAUUCAAUAAGUUUUGGGAAAGAAAAGAGGAUCUGGCGAAUCCAAGAAUCCACAGCCAUAUGUACAAACUUUCCGUUCUUUGAUAGGAUAUGCGUUUUGUAAUUUCCAAUGUGUUGUUUCAGUGUACAAUUGUUAUUUACUUGUAUUAUGCGCUAAGAUCAAUUACCAUGUACCAUGCUUAGUUUAAUAAAAAAAACUAAAAGAAUUUAUUUGUACGUAUGUAUAUAAAUAAACAUUUUUAACUAAAAUAUGCUUUCCACUCAAA